AUGUUCAGCGGGAUACCUGAACGUCCAGAAGCUGUACAAACACUUCUGAACGCGGCAGCUUCUUCGAGCUCGACUCUGUACGACGGGCAAGAAAAGCAUCGUUCUGCCGAUGUGGAAAGGGGCGGGGGGAGAACACGAGACGAGGGAGGCUCCAGCGUAGCUACAGGAGGUGGACGGUUUUCGUAUUACGCAGGCGACGUGGUGCUCAAGCGAACUGUCUCUCCGGACGGCAAGAGCUCUUCAGAGUGGCGUCCGGCCAGACACGAAGGAAAGGGAGGUGGAAAGAGACAGUUCGUGCGAGGCGGAAGCAACAGUCUCCAUGUCGGCCCUCCGACGAGCACUGACUCCAACACUUUCUUCACCCCAUCGCUGUAUCGCCGCAUGUGUCUGAAAGUCUUCGUCCACGACGGGUCGGCUCGGCUGUUCGCGGUGCUUCUGCUCCAGAACCUCGAAUGGCCAACGUUCACAAAGUACCGCCUGGGCACUGCCAUGUUUCUCAACAACCUCAGGAGGAAGGCUGCGAGUUUCGACGAGCACCGAGACUCGCAGUAUGCGUUCCUGGACUGUUGUCCUCUCCACAAAAUCGCAGCGAAAGGGGUGAGCCUGAGUUACCUUCGCGCUCGCGUGCAUCGCCACUCGGACCUACGGCGGAUCAAGCGCGAACUGCAGACCUCAAGCCGGGAGUUCAGCUACAGCGUGCGUCACUUGCCUGCUGUGAGGAAACAAGUCAGCUCGCGCACGGGUCUGUUCCAGGCGCUUCUCGUUACCUGGGACCUCUUCGCAACGUCCAUUUUGAAGUUCAAGCUGUUCAAAGUCGGGGGCCCUGAGGCGCUGAUGACUCACGGCCAAAAGUCGCGCUACUUCAUGGAUCUCGCCGAGCACCUCCUCGAUCUCUGGUUCAGCGAACGGGCGUUCUUUGCUCCGCUGAUGUGGGCGUACGGAAGCUUCGCCCCCGUCGUCAACGAUGCGCCUUUCCGGCGGCCCCAGCAGAGCACGAGCAUUCUCCUGAUGGACGGCAUGAAAGACUAUCUCUUCGGGGAGCGGCCCCACCACCAGAUGGGGGCCGGACUGUUGUACACGAGCCGUCAGCUGGACGCGCUUCGCUGGUUGGAAGGCCGCGUGAAGGAGGCAGUUUACCAGAAGCUUCAGAAGGCGUUGCGGCGCUUCCAGGGUUUCCCGGUGGUGUCUUCCUCGUCCGCGCCGUUUUACCGCGGCCACCGUUCGCACGCGGCGGGCGACGUUCCGUUUCUCGAUCAUUUUCCCGCGCUCUUCAGGGACAAGCGUCUCCCGACGGUCCAAGUAACUGGCUAUUUUUUGCGGGGAGAGCGAGGAGACGAAGUCAAGGCAGGCGUCUUCGGAGACAAGAUCGCCGACGACCGCGUCGAAGAGCUGAUGGCUGGCCUCCCGGCCCACAGUGCGCUUCUCCAGCUGACCAUGGUGGACGCGUGGGCGUGGAACAGAUGCACUGACGAAGGCGGCGCGAACGGAGAGUGUCCAGAGGCACGCGCAGGCGGCCGCGCGGCGCCGAGCUGGUCCCCCUAUGGAGUUCGCUUGCAAGACGACUCAGCGCCUCUAGGCCGUUACCUGCCGGUCAGCACCGCUUCGCAGCUCUUGAACAUCGAGCUGAGGUGGGAUCCGUCGCUUCUCAAUGCAGCAGGGAGGACGGUCGUUCUCCUUAAUGAUAUCGUCGGCCUCGACAGCGCAGGCGUACAGGGCCCAGAAGCCGAUCCAGCGAUGGACCUGGAUGUCCACGCCGUUCUUCUUCUGCCUGUUCGAGACUUUAGCAGCGCCGAAGACGUCCGACGCGAUGUCGUGCGCCUCGUCUCCUCUCGCACGCCCUCUCGUCUGUACGCGAAAUCCGCUCAACAGAGCGGCCUGCUGGACCCGUCGCGCGUGAAGAUCCUAGGCACAGCUCGGUGGGUCGGCAGCAAUCAACCGCGGCUUUUGUUGGGCGAGUUCGGGCGCGGGAUCUCAUCGCGGGGCGUCCAGGGCUCUCUAGAUCUUCUCGAAAGGGGCUCCAUUCUCGUCCACAUUUCAAUCGCCGGCAUCGCCAGGAAGUUCCGCGUUCCCGAAGACAAAUCCAGUGGCCAGACGGCGGACGACGGAGUGGGCAGCGGCGCGGGGACUGCGCAGGACGGACAAAACGCGGCACGAGCGAGAACCGCCUUUCUCGGUGGAGCUGAGGAAGCAGGCCUCGGAGCGGCAGCUCAGGCAGGCUGGGGAAUGACCGCGAAAGAGGCUUACCGCAGGCUUGUUCGCCGCACGCAAGGCGGACCCGCUCGUGUGGUGUACGUACAGACAUCUGUCGAGGAGUUCCCAAAGGCCAAGGCAGACAAGAAGAAACAGCGACGAGGGGGCCGCAUCCCCUGGAUGGCUGUGGCCAUCUCGAACAUGUGCGUUUUUUUCUUUUUUCUGAUCAUCUUCGUUUAUCUCCAUUGGCGUAGGCACGUCGAUUUGCCGUGGUGGCUGAAGUGUGUGUGCACGAGUGCGGCCCCGUGGAUGGAGGACGACGACGCUUCUGAGGCGGCCGACAGCGACAACCAGCGGGAGUCCUGCGACAGCAGCUGCGAAGGUUCCGAGUCUGUGGAUGAGCGUUCAUACUCGUCAACAGCAGAUCCUGACGGGUUCUCGAGUGCGAGGGAGCGGUCCUCUUCGCUCACUUCGUGGAGCCUAGGAGGCUGCCCAUCCAGGGCGAGCCGAUACCCCACCGCAGCCUCCGUGCCACGUGAGGGGGGGUCUCCUUUCGAUUCGUAUUUUCAGUCGCCUCUUUCGCUUGUUCCGCUCGUGACGGAGCUGCCUUCAGUGAUGGGCAGGGAGUUCUCGGGGAGUGCAGCGGUCCCUCUCGGCUGCGGGUGGCCCGGAGGUGCAGUCCAGUCCCCUCUCUACGUGCUCUACAGGGCCCAACUCCCCCACCUUGAAUGGGCGAGGCGGGAGCGCGAGAGCGCACACGCUUCGUUUCCCAGACGGGGGAGUCUUGGCUUGUCACUCCCGAGAGGGGGCUCUGGCGGUGCUCUGCCCGUAUCGAGAGCCCAAGAGAGCGCACAGACAGGGAUCAGCAGGAGCGCAACCGAUGGGGACACUGUGGGGAACCGCGCAGAGACGUUUGCAGGAAGUGCGGACAGACAAGAGGCGCUCGAGACAGGCUCUCCAGGACCGCGGGAUGCGUGCCCGGGGACCGAUGGGGAAAAGGACGGAGCCGAGGCGGGAUGCGAUUAUGAACUCGUCGUCAGAUUCGUGGAUUCCCGCGAACGCAGGAGCUCGUGGGUGUAA
Neospora caninum is the source of this 3270-nucleotide messenger RNA. RefSeq lists its product as hypothetical. The record is from RefSeq and is a predicted model, not a curated record. The transcript is spliced from 5 exons. Bases 1 to 3270 code for a protein of 1089 amino acids. NCBI's taxonomy places the organism in Eukaryota, Apicomplexa, Conoidasida, Eucoccidiorida, Sarcocystidae.